Messenger RNA from Anopheles cruzii, 746 nucleotides. RefSeq names its product general odorant-binding protein 67-like. The transcript is spliced from 3 exons. Bases 9 to 746 code for a protein of 245 amino acids. The record is from RefSeq and is a predicted model, not a curated record. Lineage: Eukaryota; Metazoa; Arthropoda; Insecta; Diptera; Culicidae.
UGGACAGGAUGACCCGUUCGGUAGCGUUCUGCGGCUUUCUGGUCGUUGCUUUGGUUCAGUUCAGCUCGGUGGCCACCGCCGACAGCGAGGAGCUUCUGCGUGGCAAAGAGCGCUGCCUGCGCCACGAGGACUUCCCCAGCCCGGGCGAGUGCUGCACCAAGCCGCAGUGGAUCAACCGGUACACCGUGCGCCGGUGUCAGUUCGUCCACACCGAAGUGGACGAGGGCCGCUACGAACGGGGCUCGUGUGCGGCCAAGUGCGGUCUGUACAAACUGAACGUGACGAUGACGGACCGGAUCGGACGAGUUCGUAUCUUCCGUCCACGGUUUCAGACCCGCGGUUUGGACGCGUCCUGGGCCCAGGUGAUCGUGGAAGCGCUGCGGACCUGCAAGCCACGGCUGACCGCGCUCGAGGGUCGCCACGUGCGAACCGACGAAGAGAUGGAACAGUGCGAGAUGGCUGAGGACAUUUUUCGGGACUGUGUCCACGGGCAGAUGUUUAUGCACUGUCCAAGACCCGCGUGGAUUAGCUCCGGGGUUUGCGAUGUCAUGCGCGAGCAGCUGGCCGCCGGAUGUCCCUAUAAAUCGCUCGGCGAAGUGAUCGCCCUAGAUGACGAAGGCCACGUACGGGACGAUCAGACGGCGUACGGCGACGACGACGACGAUUACGGUCGCCCGUACCCGAGGCGGACCGGAGAAGCUCACGGAUACCCGGGGGACGCAACCGACGACGACUACGUGGUCUAA